UGAGAAAACACGUAGAUAUAUGGACACAUAAUACUCCUGACUAAUUGGUGUGCGUACGUAUAAAUAGUCGUGAUUAAUUGGUGCCCGGCCACAACAAGCGAGCCAAUUGCAGAUCGAUAUGUGGGUAUGGGUGGUUUUGUUCUUCCUGCUCCUCGCUAUCAUCGUUUUGGUUGCUUUCCAGCUUAUGUGUUUGGCUGAUCUAGAAUUCGACUAUAUCAACCCUUAUGACUCUGCCUCUAGGAUUAACCAAGCUGUUCUUUUUGAGUUCAUUGUACAAGGAGUUUUGUGCUUACUCUAUCUAGGAACCGGCCAUUGGAUUAUGUCGCUUCUUUGCUGUCCUUACUUAUACUACGAUGUGCACCUAUAUUUGCAGAAACAACACUUUAUGGAUGUGACGGAGAUUUUUAACCAGCUCAAUUGGGAGAAAAGGCAAAGGCUUUGGAAACUUGGGUAUCUUGUUAUUCUCUUCAUCAUCUCCUUAGUUGUGUUGAUACGUUGUGUCGUGGAAGACGAUGAUCAAACGUUAAAAUAUCCUUUGUAGUCUACCAAUUCUCACAUUUUAAGGCAAGGGUUUGUACACAUUAAGGCACAAACUGUGAUCAGAACCAAUAAUGACUUUACAUUCGGUAAAGUCGGACCAAUUCCUAUUGAAUUUGUUAAUUAAAAGCAAAAUCAGGUACUGGUACUGACUAGACCAGUACCGCUUGGAAUUGAUUUGGAAUUAAAAGCAAAACUGAAUCGAUUUGGAAUUGAUUCUGAAUUUCUUGCUUAGAACUCAAAAUCAGGUCAAUCAUGGGUCUACUGUGCAUCUUAAAAUUGUAUGUUUCAUAUCUUUUAAUAAUGUACUACAAGUUUAUAACUAUGACUAU
Messenger RNA from Cuscuta epithymum, 869 nucleotides. The record is from the annotation of a GenBank genome assembly. Lineage: Eukaryota; Viridiplantae; Streptophyta; Magnoliopsida; Solanales; Convolvulaceae.